Crotalus tigris (Tiger rattlesnake) is the source of this 4024-nucleotide messenger RNA. RefSeq names its product spermatogenesis associated 4 (gene SPATA4). The transcript has 7 exons. Gene Ontology annotation, molecular function: microtubule binding. Gene Ontology annotation, cellular component: axoneme. The record is from RefSeq and is a predicted model, not a curated record. Gene Ontology annotation, biological process: negative regulation of execution phase of apoptosis; regulation of cytoskeleton organization. The coding region runs from base 248 to 1069 and encodes 273 amino acids. Lineage: Eukaryota; Metazoa; Chordata; Lepidosauria; Squamata; Viperidae.
GUCUGUUGCUCGAAAGGUUGCUCUGGUGAUGGUUGUUAUGGCGAUCGAAGACGCGGCGAUCGAGGACCCUGAGGUCCUUCUCAAGUAAGAGUGGGAAUCGCGCGUGUGGAUGGAAAGGAUCAUUGGAGACUGAGAAUAAGGUAGUUCAGAAAAGGACACGAAAGGAAGAAGCGGCUGAAUCGGGGUGAGAAAUUGGGAAAGAUAUAAGAUCAUAAGAAGUUCUCAGUUUAGAAGAAUUCUCAUCUUCAUGUCAUACUCCAAAUGUCCAGGGCGUACUGGAUUGCCCCUGACAGUACUGCGAUGGCUUCAGAGUCUUGACCUCACUUUUUCACCAAGGAACUUCCGUAGGGAUUUUUCAAAUGGCUACCUUAUCGCUGAAAUAUUCUCUCGGUACUUCCCAGAAGACAUUCAUAUGCAUUCCUUUGUAAAUGGAACCUCCCUAAGUAUCAAACUUAGCAACUGGGCACUGCUUGGAAAGUUUUUUACAAAAAGAAACCUGAAGCCUCCACGAGAGCUAAUUGAUGGGACAAUUCAUUGUAAACUAGGAGCUGCAGAAAUAUUUGUACAAGAUAUUUAUACAAUGCUGACAAACAGUUGUAUAAAACAUAUUCAAGAUGAAGAGAUUGAUUUUACUGAUCGUAUUUACCAGGACAACUUACCACUGGUUGCUAGAUCAACUGCUUCAAGGGCUAUUAAAAACAAUAUCAGUAUGACAGAAAUAAUGGCAGAACCUGAUAUUUAUAAAAACAAACAGAAAAUAAAUGCCAUCCUUGACAUACAUAGGCAGCGAAGGUUAAUGGAGAGGGAACAACAUCCAUCACGGUUUGGUAUUAAAUCAGCACUGGGAGAACUUGCCAUUGAUCGCUCUUCUAUUUUGGCUCGUUCGUUCGGUACAACUAAUCUUCCAAAGGAAAAAUCUGUUCCUGUGCCAAAUAGUGUAGCAUCCACACAAAUCAGAGGCAAAACAGAUGUUCAUUUCAAAACUAUUCAAGUGAAACAAGCUAAGAAAUUCCCAUUUGAUGUGAACAUGAAUACUGAAGCUUCAGGUACACAUUUUAAAGAACUAUAGAGAAGAAAUUCAGAAAUACAAAAGAAGAUUUAUAAUCAAAUUUGAGGCCUAUAUUGAGGAACAUGAGCCUUACAGAUAAGCCAGUAAAGAAAUAAUACUGACAUCAAAGACCUAUUGCUAACAUAUUUGCACAAGCAUAAGAAAAUGCAAUAAAAUCAGAUAAUUUUAUCCAUUCUAUUACUGGAAGUUUACCUCCUUGUCAUGCUGUAAUGCAAAUUUUUAUUAUACCAGUAAUGCAGAACCUAGAACUCUUAGUCAAUAUAAUUUUAAUAAAGUGGAUCAGCUCCAGUCUCAUUGUUAAGUGUUUUCUUAAUCGUUUAUAAACAAUGUAAAAUAUUCAGUAUAGCUAAACAUAUACGUUUGAGGACACUUAUAAAUUGAUGGAAAUCAAUGGAUCAUAAUGUUAAAAUAUUUCAACUUCUUAUCAACCAAGGAAGCUUCUUAGAAUGUAUCUGUCAGAACUUUAGAACCAGUGAAAUUAAACUCUUUUUUGUAUCUUACAUUAGUACACAACAUUAAUCCACCAAUGGAAAUAUUAGAUUGAAUGGACUGGAGAACAUUUUGAAAACUCUGUUUUCUCCCACUUAACAGUAGGGAGGACAAGAGAGUUUUAAUGAGCCUUUGAUUGGGAGAAAGCACAUCUUUCUUACCAGUUAUGAGACUGAAAAGCAGUAGGAGCACAAUUUAAAAAUGCAAGAAAAAACUCGGCUAAGCUUUUUUAAAAUCCAAAACAUAUUCCCAUGGUAAAACCAUUUUCUUAUUACUGAGGGUCUGAUAUUUAUUACUAUUAUUAUCCUUCAUCUAUUGUAGAAAAGGAAUCUUCACAGCUCCAUUUCCUACAGUAGAGGAUAUCUGAAAACUGGGCAUAAUCAAAAUGUUCUCUAGUCUAGGAGAGUAAGCAAAUAUAAUUCUUGAAGAACUUAAAUUCCUAACACAAGACCUGCUACAUUUUGAUUAUGUGAUCAUAGAAAUCUUAUGAUUUACUUCAUAUAAUACAGACAGUCGUAUUAUAAUGCCUCCAAAUCAAAACAUUGAAAUGAGAAAACUUGUUAAACAAUUAGAGGCUAGCAAAUUUACACAUGCAUUAACAUGUUAAUGCAUGUGUAAAUUUGCAAGGAAACUGUUCACUUCAUAAUUUAAUAUAGAACUGUGUGCUGUCAAAUCUGUUCAUCAGGAAAAAGAAUGCUCAUAGUUUCUGCCUACUAUUCAGUUUCUAAAUGCUCUGAAACACUUUUAAAAGUCUUGGGAAGAAAGAAAAAAAGGGGGAAGAAAAUUAAUCCCAAAUCUGAAACAUAUACAUUUAAUAAUCUUACAUGUAUACUGAUUUAUUGCUAAAAAUAUAAGAACAAGUGGUAGCUAAUUCCAUUUCAGGGAUUGUUGUAAAUCUUUCAGACCUACUUAUUAAAACAAGAGAACUCCAGUUUACAGGAUAUUAUUUCUCUACAGAAUAACUGGUAUAAUAAUGAUGAUUCAUUAUAAGAUCUUACUAUCAUUAAAAUUAUUUUUUUCCUUCAUGCUAUAAGAAAAUGUUUAUUGUUUGGGAGAGGUGGGGGAUCCUCUAGAAACAUGUAAAAAUAAUUUUUGGAUCUCAGGCCUUUCAUAAAUAGAAGUAGCUCUUUCCUUGCGAGACAAGAUACAAAUAGGACAGGACUAGAACUCGGAUCUCCUGGUUUCUAGGCCAGCACCUGAACCACUACAUCAAAUUGGUUAACUGUAUAUAAAACAGAAUACCAUACUUUACAAAAUGUGAAGGAACUAAGUUGAAAAAAGUAAAAUUACAAACUAUAGAUUUAUUCUUCUAAUAUUAUGCUUUUAAUAGUCCUUUUAUCUUAGCUAAAACUAGAAAUACAAUGAAACUAACUGUUUUCUGGAGAUUAGUCUCAAAUUCCUACAAAGGAAAUUCUAGAACAAAAGGACAAACAAAUCAAAGGUAGAAAAAAUAUGUCGAUAACAAGAAGCAGGGUUUGCUGAAUGAAAAGUUUAAUGAUCUGGAAACAUAACAAAACAAAAUAACCAUUGCAUAUCAUUACUGUAAUACAUCUUUCUAGGGAAUGCUCAUGAAAGUCAAAGCUUUCUCUGUGUUCAAUACAGAAGCUGAAAAGAAAAACAUCCAAUGUGCAAAAAAGCACAUUUAUCUACUUGCUGUUAAAUGUCUUUCAGUAUUCAAUUUCAGGAAGGAGCUUCACACACAUUCACUAUGGAAAAGCAACUGAUCUUAGCAGAGAUUGUGUUUCACCUUCACAGCCAAAAUGCUUUUGGUAAGCUGCACUCUGAAUCCCAAUAUCCUAAUAAUACAGGAAAUGUAGAAAUUGUACCUAAAUAAGAGGUAGUGGUAAUAACCUGAACCUUGAUUAUAUAUGUUCAGAAAAAAAGACUUAUUUAAAACAAACCUAAUUUAUUUAUAUGUUGGAACUUUAAAUGCCAUGUUUACAAACACUAAAAUGAAAAUAAUUAAUUUGUGGUAAAUUCACAUAGCACAUUUUGGUACAAUCAAUAGUUUAUUUAAAAGAGAUCUAUUGGAAAAUAAAUUUUAGAAAUAUGCUUAAUCAUUUAAAAUAAAGGAUGUCAAAUGCAAAUCCAAAUAUUCAAAAUAUAUUUUAAAAACAUUCUUAUGCUGAGUCUGAGCUAAGUAUUCCAAAAUACCUGCUAAUCAAUUUACUACACAACUAUUAGAUUUACACACGUUAUUAAUUUAUUAUAAAUAUGAAAACACAAUCCAUCACGUAUCACAGCUGCAAAAUUUCUACUUGUUACAAUGAAUCUUCUUUCCAAGACAGCACUUGUUAGGCUAUGUCCUUAAUUUCAACUAGGAGGAGAUAAAUACACAAACUUUAUUUAAAAUAUGUUUCCUCUAAGGCACGGGUCGGCAACACGCGGCUCUGGAGCCACAUGCGGCUCUUUCACCGUCUCCUGCGGCUCCCUGUCCUCAGCCACCAUGUGCAAUCUGAAAAAAAA